Pieris napi is the source of this 2190-nucleotide messenger RNA. Its product is annotated as protein TEX261. NCBI's taxonomy places the organism in Eukaryota, Metazoa, Arthropoda, Insecta, Lepidoptera, Pieridae. The record is from RefSeq and is a predicted model, not a curated record. Gene Ontology annotation, biological process: endoplasmic reticulum to Golgi vesicle-mediated transport. Gene Ontology annotation, molecular function: COPII receptor activity; zinc ion binding. The coding region runs from base 52 to 906 and encodes 284 amino acids. The transcript has 8 exons. Gene Ontology annotation, cellular component: endoplasmic reticulum membrane; Golgi membrane; COPII-coated ER to Golgi transport vesicle.
UUAUUUUUUAAUCAUAUUAUCUUUACAGUUCGUUAAGAACAACAAUUAAAAAUGGACUUGUGCAGAUGUUGUCAUGCUGAAGGUUGUUUUCAAAGUUUAACGGAUUUAAUUAAUACGAUAACCUACGAAGAUAUGUUGAAGAUUUGCUUUGAUAUUAUGAUUUGCCAUUCACCUGAUAACACUAGACAAUAUGCUAUAUGUAACCAAUGUAUACUGAAACUGCAAGAUGCAUAUUCCUUCAAAAAACAGGUUAUAGAAAAUGAACAGAGAUUUUCAGAGUACAAAAAUGGUCUAGAAAUGUUUCCUGAAGUAAAACUCGAACCACCAAGCGAUACUGUACCAAUAGAUUUUGUGACUCCAGACGGACCAGAUGCUGCGGGUUUAUACUAUUUGGCCGAGUUAGUUGAAGAAUACAGUGUAAUGGCAAAGUAUGUGAUAUCAUGGAUUGUAGUGGUUACUGCAGUCAUACACCUUGGCUUAAUACUCUUUGAGAAUAUACCACUACAGUUAAAUAGUCUGGGACUAUUUCAACAAUUUUUGCAUGCAUUAUUGUUGAGAGAUUUCCCCGUGUUUCGGCUGACAAGUGUCACCUUUGUGUCGUCUGUGCUGAAUUUGAUAUUGCACCAUUACUUAGCGUUUAAGUUCUUUGGUACAACAUAUUAUGGCUUUUCGGAGGUGCUAGCCUACUUCACCUUAUGUCUAUGGAUAGUACCAUUCGCAUUAUUCGUGUCAUUAUCAGCCAAUGACUAUGUCUUACCCACCACGGGGGAAAGACAACAUUUGCUUGGUGAAAACAACGUGGUCACAGAUUAUCUAUCACAAAAAGCGAAGAGAUACAGUCUGUUGUCUUUCUUCAGUUUCGCCAAGGAUUCAAUAUUGCCACAACGAAAUAAAAAAUCGUUUUGAAUUACGCUAGAUUUUAUUUAUUAUUACAAAUUGUGAAUAAGUGUUACCAUAUUUGGGUGUUUUCUCGGCAUCGCUAUUCAGUAACUUGAUUUUAAUUUGAGUUCGUACCGCGGCUAAGCUGGACUGUAACACAGAGAAGAAGACUAUGUCAAAAAUACAAAAACGUCAUCUUAACAUUUUUAAAGUGACAUGAAAGUCAUACUUAGCGAUAAGUAUCCACUCUAAAUGUCCGUAGACAUUCCGGUUCUUAAUGUUCAAAUAACUACUUACAUAUAUGUUAUAUUAUAAUAACAAUUCUGCGUUCAAUUUAACCUUUGCUAGUAUAAAACUUUAAAAUGAUAUAUUUUAUGGACACAACCUACUGAGAAGUAGGCUUUAAAUAAAGGCAAUUAUUUAAUACAAGUUUCCGUUCAUAUAAAUACAACAGUCUAAUUAAAUUCUUUAAUGAGAUUCAAAAACUAUUGUAAAACGAUCGAGGUCCGGGCCAAGCUAAGUACAAGUACGCGAACUCUGGUUUCUAUUGUUGUUGGUAUUGCAGAAAAAACUUAACUAAUCUGUGAAGCCAUAAAAUAAUGUAUUAAUUGCAAAAACAAUAAUCAUCUGAAACAUCAAUUUGUGUCUGGUAGUGUAAGGAGAAAAUAAUUUCAAAAGCAGUUUAAACAAUAAAAUAUAUUUUUAACAUAUCAUUUAUUUAUGCAACGUAGUAAAAUGUUUUAAAGUAUUAUCUGUGUAAUGUGUUAAAGUUCAUUAAUAAUUAUCUGUGUUUGUAAUUGCACAAAUGUAUUGGCCUAAGGCCUAUAUACCAGGCCAUAAACUCAAAAAAAAAAACGUUUGGCGCCAAAUUAGUCUCGCUCGAGGAUGUCCAUUACUUGGCUUAAACUAAACCUUGUUGGGUGUCAUAGUUCGUGCUAAAUAUCGUUUCUGAAUUUUACCCUAUCACUAAAGCUCUAAAGCAUUUGACUGAUUUAGUUCGAAUAAUGGGGUAAGUGUUCAUUUCGACUGCUGAGCUACAAAAAUAUAGUCUGCCAAGUUGGCGUGGUAAAUGUAUAUCGACUUUAUGUUAACCAAUAAAUAUUUAGAAUGUCAGCUUUUGUACGCAACGAAUGUGAAUAAGAAAACUGCGUAAUUUCGAGUUACAGUAAACCGCACUUAAAAUAGUGUGUUUUUUAAUCUGGAUAUUGCGACUGGCAACUCACUUAUUUCUUAAUAUCUUAUUUAUUUGUAAAUAGUACAAGGUUCUUAAUUUAUGGUUUUUGUAUGUUUGAAAUAAAAUUGUUAAAACAG